Molecule: messenger RNA, 306 nt
Organism: Pocillopora meandrina
Lineage: Eukaryota; Metazoa; Cnidaria; Anthozoa; Scleractinia; Pocilloporidae
Source: the annotation of a GenBank genome assembly
AUGUAUCAAAAAAUUAAAAAUCCUCUUCAUCAAUGUGGCAGUCUUGAUAUCCAUAAAGGAAUUGGUAAAUUACCAAAACCAAAAUCAGGUUUCACACUUCCUGGACAUAAAUACACAGGAACAUACAACCCACUUGGCAAAGAACUGAGAUAUGAUAAAGAUGAUGAGAUCUAUGACAAGCCAAGUGGGAAAACAAAUGCCACUGCAAUGCAACAUGAUGUUAACUAUUCUGCGUGCAAAGAUGACAAAAAAUGUAAAAAUAAAGCAGAUAGAAAAAUGGUGAAAGCACUUGAUGCAGUACCUUAU